Messenger RNA from Plasmodium coatneyi, 820 nucleotides. RefSeq lists its product as uncharacterized. Bases 170 to 820 code for a protein of 216 amino acids. The transcript is spliced from 3 exons. The record is from RefSeq and is a predicted model, not a curated record. NCBI's taxonomy places the organism in Eukaryota, Apicomplexa, Aconoidasida, Haemosporida, Plasmodiidae.
UAACACAUUUUGCAAAAUUGGCGAAGAGGGUUAUAAAAUUAAGGAACAAUGUAAGAACCGUUAUGCUAUAAAAAGAGGGUUAUUUUUUUAUGUGACCUCUAGUAUGGGCCUAUAGCCAAGCAUAAAUGUAUACUUCCUUCAUACAUGUGCGUCCCGUUCGCCUCCAAAAAUGGCACUCCGCAUCAGCACCCGCAGUUGCUCUAGGGACCUCCUAGCAUCAUACAAUGGCCCAAGUGUAAAAUCGUUCCAGCAGAGGGGAGUCCCUCUUUUGCAUUGCCUAAGGGGCCUCACUAGCGUGAACAAGCAGUUCGUAGGGAAGACACAUGUGAAUUAUUUUAUGAGUCAAGAGAAGAGUGCUCUGUCCACUUCUUCAAACGUACAACUAAACGGACGCAAUUGUGAGGAUUACCAAAGUGAUGGAGAAAGCGACAAAUUAGUUCUGAAUGAUGAAGAUGAAUCUGAUGAAGGGGAGGAGUCCCCCGUGGAAAUGAACGCUGCAGUUGGCGUAACCCACGAAGGGGUCAUCACCGGAGGCGAAGUUGGCGGAAACGUCGGGUGUACCCACUUGGGUGAAAAUAUCCCCACCCGUGAACAGAACUGUGGAAGCGAAUCGGAUAAUAAAACAGGCCACUUGAGGAAAAGGAACAAGUACGACCCUGACACGGUAGUGAUAUAUAACGACGUAAUAGAUUUACCACCCAACAUGUGCACGUCCCCCCUAAGCGAAGAAGAAAUAGAACAAGUCAACUCUGGGGGUGGUGGCUCCCCCCUGGAGGAGUACUCAUGUACCGUUGUUUAUGCUAAGAAGAUGCGCUCAUAG